GGGGGAGGUGAGGUAAGGGGGCAGAGUAGUGAGGAAUAUGUGGAGGUACCAGAGUGGGGAACAUUUGAGGGGAAGGCCUCCAGGGUUGUGAUGGAGGGGACAGAGGCUGGUAUUAGUAUGAUGGAUAUGCUAAAUGGAGGUGAGGAGAAUGUAUGUGAGGUGGGAGUGAAUGUGGAGGAGGUUAAGGGAGGAGGAGGGAAAAGUACAGGGAAUGCUGUGGAAUAUGUGGUGUCACAAGUAGGCAGAACUUGGCUAGAACCCAUCCAGGAGGAAGACCUUGAGGAAGAUGAAGAAAGAGAUGAGGAGCUUCAGGAAGCAGAAGACACUGAUGCUGCCACAGUGGACAGUUGGCAGUGCAUGGCGGCAUAUGUAGCCAGAAUAUGGCUGCAGACUUUACAGGAAGAUGGACCUGAGGAAAAUGAAGAAGCUGAUGUGGUAUUCCAGCAGGCAGAAGAUGCUGAUGCUACCACACUGGUCAGGUUUCAGUGUAUGGUGGCAUCUGAAGACAGAUCACAGCUACUGACUAUACCAGAAGAAGGACCUGAGGAAGAGGACGAAACUGAAGUGAUGAAGACAGAUAAAACAAAAGAAGAUGCUGAUGCUGCCGAGAAGAUCUACAGUGAAGAAGAAGUAUCAUUCCAUGUGAAUGCCGAAGAUCUUUCUGAAGAUGCUACUGAGAAGAGCCACAAGAAGAAGAAGAAGAAGAUGAAGUGGUGCUUCUUCUGCUGUCCCCUGCCCUUCAGAAGAAGUAGCAAGAGGCAGUAAUUAUAUGGUUGUGAAUUCAGGUUUACAAAUGACUUAAAGCAGUAAUAUAACUGCAUUAUUGACACCUUCACAAUGCACUGUAAUGCAUCCAUAAAUAUAUUAUAGACAUGGGUAUAAAUAUUGAAGAAAAAAAAGCAUAACACAUUAUAGCCAUGUUUAUUAUGGAUUAAUGGCCGAUAUAAUGUAUUAUGAAGAUAUUUAUUGUGUAUAUAUAGAUCAGAGCAUUCAUAAUGCAUUAUCAAGAUAGCUAUAAUGUGUUAUGCCUUUGUAUAAGUAUUUACAGCCGUGUUUUUAAUACUUUUAUAAAUGAUUUAUAAGGCAUUAAUUGGGAUCGGAAGAG
Brienomyrus brachyistius is the source of this 1105-nucleotide messenger RNA. RefSeq lists its product as uncharacterized. The record is from RefSeq and is a predicted model, not a curated record. Lineage: Eukaryota; Metazoa; Chordata; Actinopteri; Osteoglossiformes; Mormyridae. The coding region runs from base 91 to 765 and encodes 224 amino acids. The transcript has 3 exons.